UGGUCAAGAUGGAUGUGCUCCUUCCUCUACUCGUUUUCUCAGCACUGCCAUGCUUUGUUGUGCCUGAGGUUCCUUCUAAGGUCCCGUACCAAGCAGCGAUUGAGCUGGUCACAGGGGCACAAAGGAUCUUCUCUGGAGAGAAGCUCCAUCUCAGAUGUAGUGUUCCCGAGGACAAGAAGUCCAUUUGGAAAUACCUGUGGUUCAAGGGAAAUGACGAAAUUUUGGAGUCAGAGAACCUCAUACUGUAUGGGGUCAGCCUCACAGAGGAUGGGAAAUAUUACUGCCAAGGAGUGAGGAGCACUGCUGUAGGAACCCUGCACACUGUGGAAAGCAAGCCAUUGGAAAUCAACGUGGAUGGAGGGUGGGUUAUCCUGCGGGUAUCGCCCAAUCCGUGCUUGGUCGGAGAGACUUUGAGUGUGACCUGCCAAGUCCGCCACAACCCUAAGAUUGCAGAAGUGGCUCUGUACCGAAAUGAUGUUGAGGUCUUAAGACAAAAGGGGCCCAACCCGCAUCUUCAGCUGACUAACGUUACCCUCGGAGACCAAGGGAUGUAUACUUGCAGAGCCACCUGGGUCAAAGAAAGGCGUUCGCAGUCUUCAGUGUCGGUGGGCGUUGACGUUUCUGUCAUGGAGGUUCUUACAAAGCCGGUUUUGGAAAUGGUGUUGGGGGAUCCCCUGAUUCCAGCGAACAUGAUGAUGCUCAAGUGCCUUCUCCAGUACAACGCCCACGCCCCUGCCCCUCCACUGCACUUCUACUACUACAAGAAUGACUACAAGAUAGGAACCGCGUCCAGCAAGAACAGUUACGUCGUCAGUCAGACCCCAGGCGUGUACUACUGCAAGGCACGGGUGCCUGAAUUGGACCUGAUGAGGAAGAGUGACACUAAAACCUUUGGACUGAUCAGAGCAGCAGGGUUCUCCCCUCCCGGCCCGAUGGCAGUUCCAACCCGACCUCCGACCACGAACGAAAUCCAUCAGCCCGCAGGCUGUCCUCUGAGGCCCGUACAGUCUAUGGACAAACCUCUGCCCCCUGAAGAAGCGACACACCCCAACAAAGAAGCUGCUCCCCUGGACGACUUGAUGUCCGGGGAUGCUCCUGAUCUGUCGGACUCUUCUUUUGACUGAGUCGUGGAAUUAAAUGACUACACACAAUAAGGUCACUGACCAAAUCUUUAUUCAUUCAUCCCAAAUGUCCUGCUGCCUUUGCAAGCUUUUACAAAUGGCUGAAUCACCGUUGUUGUUAUGACGUAGUUGUGUUUUACAGUGUACCAAGUGUCAACGUAAUAAACCUAAUGUUGAAGUUUUAUUCAAUUAGCAGUAUAUUCCAUCAUGAUCAAGACAAUUCUCACCUGUCACGAUAGCAGAGCGAUUAAAGCAGUUUAUAAAUUAAAUGUACUACUUGAU
Molecule: messenger RNA, 1403 nt
Organism: Lampris incognitus (smalleye Pacific opah)
Lineage: Eukaryota; Metazoa; Chordata; Actinopteri; Lampriformes; Lampridae
Product: Fc receptor-like A
Exons: 6
Coding region: 9-1124 (371 amino acids)
Biological process (GO): cell surface receptor signaling pathway
Molecular function (GO): transmembrane signaling receptor activity
Source: RefSeq, a predicted model, not a curated record